UCUAGCUUCUUCCAUCUUGGCAUUAGAACAUUGUUCCUAGCUCUGUUAUACUGAAAGGGAGCCGCUUUUCUCAUUGUGCCAUGAAGGGGUUAGGAGCGUUACUAUUGCUUGUUCAGCUCCUAAGCUGCAAAGCUGUACCCCUGGGUCCCUUUCAUCCCCUGCAUCCACGGGUCAUUGACUGUGAUGACCCAGAGUCUGAAGCAGCAGCUGCCGUAGCUCUGGACUACAUCAAUACCCAUCAUCUUCAUGGAUACAAGUAUGCACUGAACAGCAUUGAGAAGAUCAAGGUGUUGCCCAGGAGGCCUACUGGAGAGAUAUUUGAGCUUGAACUUGACUUAUUAGAGACUGUAUGCCACGUCGUGAACCCCCUGCCCGUUGAAAAUUGUACCGUAAGGCCAUUGACAGAUUAUGUUGUUGAAGGUGACUGUGAUGUUAAAUUGCUCAAGUUGGAUGGAAGCUUUUCCGUAUUAUCUACCAAAUGUCACUCAACUCCAGCAUAUCCCAGACACUGUCACUGUCGAGUUUGCCGUUGUUGCCACUAACUGCUCAGCCAAAGAUGCCCAAGAUCAUGUGGAUGACUGUCAGCCGCUGGCUAAGGACCUAGCUCAAUUUGGCUUCUGCAAUGCAGAAGUUCUCACCAAAACCAGCAUCACGGUGUCCUGCACAAUUUACGAACAUCAGCCUGGAGUGACCCACCAUCACCUGAUUAAGGAUCACCUGGGAGGACAACUUCCCACCGUGGUACACGGCUUCAAGCAUCAUGACCUCAGGCAUUUCCACCACGGCUCAGUCCAUGUUACAUCAGAGUCCAGCUCUGCAGAAGCUCAUGUUGGUCUAACACAAGCAAUUCCUGUGGUCAAAAGAGAUGUCGGGGCUGUUGUUGAUCCAGCCAUUCCUGCUCCCCCUGUAGGUCCAGGUCCUAAACACCCUGUGUGUCCUGGGAGGAUACGACAUUUCCAAGUGUAGGGUAAAGUACAUUAGCUAGCUGCAAGUGGGUUAGCUGGUGGCAUAACCCAUUUCCAGAGCACACUGCCAAGUAUAAGCGUCUGAGAGUGCUCAAAUCCCUGAGCUCCAAUGGGUUUCAACCCGAUAUAUGAAAGUGAUCGAAAGCUCACAAUAAUCUGCUCUGAAAGGUAGGCGACCACAUACUGCGGCUGCUGUAAAACCCAGAACAUCAUGAUACGAAAACCAACCAAAGGUGCUUCACAAAUAAAACUUUAAACAUGAA
Trachemys scripta elegans is the source of this 1228-nucleotide messenger RNA. It is a transcript of the gene AHSG, whose product is annotated as alpha 2-HS glycoprotein. Gene Ontology annotation, biological process: negative regulation of endopeptidase activity. NCBI's taxonomy places the organism in Eukaryota, Metazoa, Chordata, Testudines, Emydidae. Gene Ontology annotation, cellular component: extracellular region; blood microparticle; extracellular matrix. The record is from RefSeq and is a predicted model, not a curated record. Gene Ontology annotation, molecular function: cysteine-type endopeptidase inhibitor activity.